AUGGGCGAGGAGGAAGAAGCAUUGUAUAUGAGACUCUUCCCAUUUUCUCUGAAUGGCAAAGCAAAGGAUUGGCUUCAGUCACAACCUAAUCAAAGUUUGACUAGUUGGGAGGAUGUGGAACACAAAUUUCUUGCUCGCUUCUUUCCACCAUCUAAAAGCACAGAGAUAAAGGCUGCGAUUGCUACUUUUGUCCAAGGAGUAGAUGAACCAUUAUGUGAAGCCUGGGAAAGAUUCAAAGCUUUAUUGAGGAAGUGUCCCAGUCAUGGCUUUAGCUUGGAAAUGCAAGUGCAAAUCUUCUACAAUGGUUUGCAACCUCAUACAAUGAUGAUACUUGAUGCAUCUUUUGGUGGGUCGGUUCUAUUAAGAACUGCUGAUGAGGCCAUUGUUGUUAUUGAAAACAUGGUUUCCACUGACAUGCGGAGCCGACGUGGGAGGACUCAAGUGCAGAAAAGAGGAGUUUAUGAACUUAAUGCUCAGGAUGCAAUACUUGCUCAAAACAAACUUCUUGCCCAACAAAUGGAGCUCCUGACCCAAAAUAUGGCUAAGUUACCUCAACAGUUGCAAGCAAUGCAAAGUCAAGCUCAACCGCAUCACCAAGUUAUGAGAUGUGAUUUCUGUGGGGAUAAUCAUCCUAAUGGCCAUUGUCAAGUUCCUAGUGGUUCCCAAUAUGAAGAAGUUCAUUAUAUGGGAAACCAAGGAAGACAAAAUUUCUUCAACAACACUUUCCCUAAUCCUUCCAAUCAAGGGUGGAGACAAGCACAAGGAGCUUCUGGUAGUAGAAAUUCUUAUCAACCUGCUCAUCAAUACUCAUCUCAGAAUGAUAGGAAUACAAAACUAGAAGAAACAUUGCAGAUGUUCAUGCAACAGUCCAUCCAAAACCAAAAGAAUACUGAUGCAUUUGGAAAUGCAAGUUGGUCAGUUGGCCAAACAAUUGGCAAAUCAACAAAGUGGACAAUUUUCUGCUAA
Vigna radiata var. radiata (mung bean) is the source of this 966-nucleotide messenger RNA. RefSeq lists its product as uncharacterized. Lineage: Eukaryota; Viridiplantae; Streptophyta; Magnoliopsida; Fabales; Fabaceae. The coding region runs from base 1 to 966 and encodes 321 amino acids. The transcript has a single exon. The record is from RefSeq and is a predicted model, not a curated record.